AUGCAUUUCCUUCAAAGGGGUACAUCGACAGCUAAGGUCAGUCGCAUCACGGCUUUACCGACCCAAAUCCUCUAUAUUUUGCCUAAGGGUCUGGCUAAUUGCGAGAGCUCAUCACUCCAUUUCUGGAGCUACGAAUAUAGACGUCCAAAUGUCGACGCAAAAGCCGCUGCGAGUCCUGUCAUUGCCUCAAGGAGUUCAUAUUGGGAGCAGUCAUGGUCUUCUUCGGGCCAAUUACUCCCAACAGCCGUCGAUAUACUCAAAUGCAAUCAUUUAUUAGAGGGCACAUACGACCGUCAACCUGAACUAAAGCUAUUGGCAAAGCAGAAGUGGGAAACUCGCGUCUUCCUUGUUUUCGAUAUUUCAAGCUCUUCUUAUGACCCAAGUCAAGGACAUUUACCCGAGCAAAACAAGCUCCCCGUUGCAAUUUUCCCGCUAGGAGACAAGGUGCAAGCGUACACGGCAAACCCAUCUGCGCAAAACAAGGUGAAUAGGGAUGUUGCCCGGGCUCACAAUGAUAAUGGUAUAAACAGCCUCCCACCAUUUGCCACGGAUUAUACCUGUGGGUCACCGUUUUAUCCCAGCCCACGCGAUCCGUCAUUAUUUGUAUGA
Messenger RNA from Aspergillus puulaauensis, 609 nucleotides. RefSeq lists its product as uncharacterized. The transcript has a single exon. Bases 1 to 609 code for a protein of 202 amino acids. Lineage: Eukaryota; Fungi; Ascomycota; Eurotiomycetes; Eurotiales; Aspergillaceae. The record is from RefSeq and is a predicted model, not a curated record.